Molecule: messenger RNA, 2407 nt
Organism: Drosophila takahashii
Lineage: Eukaryota; Metazoa; Arthropoda; Insecta; Diptera; Drosophilidae
Gene: NAAT1
Product: Nutrient Amino Acid Transporter 1
Biological process (GO): sodium ion transmembrane transport
Cellular component (GO): plasma membrane
Molecular function (GO): L-amino acid transmembrane transporter activity
Source: RefSeq, a predicted model, not a curated record
UUCUCAGUUCCAGCCGCGGCAUUCACGGCACCACAAGCGCGCCUCCAGCCCAGAAAAUUAAAUUGAAAAGCCAACAAAUACGAAACUGCAGUUGGAGUUGCCAAACCAACCAUAACCAAGGGCUGGUCAAUGCAAUGUGCUAAUUAUAGAAGCGAAAAAACCAGCAAUUAAACAGCAAAACGCAAAUAACCAUCCAUCGAGUAAAUUCGUUUUUUAACUGGAAACGAAAAUGGAGUUGAAAGGAGUUCAGCCGUCGAAUGGCUCCGCAAAUGGAAACACCGCCAACGGAUCGCCGGAAAAAACAGAUGCCGAAAAGGCGACAGUGGAGCGCACCAAUUGGGGCAAUGGCCUGGAGUUCCUCAUGUCCUGCAUCUCGGUUUCCGUGGGAUUGGGCAAUGUCUGGAGGUUCCCGUUCACGGCCUAUGAGAAUGGAGGCGGUGCCUUCCUGAUACCCUACAUCAUAGUGCUCUUUCUGAUCGGUAAACCCAUGUACUACUUGGAGAUGAUCAUUGGGCAGUUUACGAGUCAGGGAACCGUGAAGAUCUGGUCGGUAGUGCCCGGAUUUGUGGGCGUGGGCUAUGGCCAGGCCUUCGGCACCAUCUGCAUCAUCUCGUACUACUCCUCGCUGCUGGCCCUGACCCUCUACUACCUCUUCGUGUCCUUCCAAUCGGAGUUGCCGUGGUCCUAUUGCCGAGACGAGUGGACCAACUGCGUGAAUUCGAGACCCCAGGAGUAUUUGGAGAAUCUGCUGGCGAGCAUGUCCUCGGCCAAUAAAUCAGCCGUCAGCAGCAUUAGUAGCUUAGCGGACGAAACCAAUGCAACGAAACUGCAGAGCAGCUCCGAACUCUACUUCCUGGAUGUAGUGAUCAAGGAGAAGCUGGACAUUUCGGACGGCGUUGGUGACCCCGAUUGGAAGCUGACCCUGGCCCUGUUCGUCUCCUGGGUGGUGAUCUUCCUGGUGAUCAUGCGCGGGGUGAAGAGUUCCGGCAAGGCGGCCUACUUCUUGGCCCUUUUUCCGUACGUGGUGCUCUUCGUCCUUCUGAUCAGGGCGGUGACCUUGGAGGGAGCCCGCGAUGGCAUCCUCUUCUUUCUGGAGCCCCAGUGGGGUGAACUGUUGAACCCCACCGUUUGGAAGGAGGCCGUCGUGCAGUGCUUCUUCUCUCUGGCUGUUGGCUCUGGACCCAUCAUCAUGUUCGCCUCCUACAAUCGAUUCGAUCACGGGAUCUACAGGGAUGCCAUGAUCGUGACCACUCUGGACACCUUGACCAGUCUGCUGGGCGGGAUAACGAUAUUUGCGAUAUUGGGCAAUCUGGCGCACAAUCUGCAGAUCGAGAAUAUCCGGGAUGUGGUGCGAAGUGGAACGGGAUUGGCCUUCAUCUCGUAUCCGGAUGCCAUCUCGAAAUUCCAGGCGGUUCCGCAGCUCUUCUCGGUUCUAUUCUUCUUCAUGCUCUUCGUCCUGGGAAUCGGUUCGAUUGUGGCCCUGCAGAGCACGAUUGUGACCAUCAUUUGUGACCAGUUCAAGGGCUGGAAAUACUGGAAGGUGGCGCUGGCCACCUCUGUGUGCGGGUUCCUCAUGGGUCUGGUCUACGUAACGCCGGGAGGUCAGUGGAUCCUCACUUUGGUGGAUUUCUAUGGCGGAACCUAUGUGGUCUUUAUUCUGGCCAUUUUCGAACUGGCUGGAAUCGUGUGGGUUUAUGGUCUGCAAAAUUUCUGUGAUGACAUCGAGUUCAUGUGCAAUCGUCGGGUUUCACUGUACUGGCGGAUGUGCUGGUCCUUCUUCACGCCGGUCAUGAUGAUCAUUAUAUUCAUCUACUCGAUGGCCACCAUCGAGCCAAUCAAAUACAGCGAUCUAUAUUUCCCUGAAGCCGCCAAUGUUGCAGGCUGGCUGUUGUUUGCCAUCGGAGCUGCCCAGUUUCCACUAUGGGGCCUUUGGUAUAUCACCCGUCAUUCACAGGGCACCUUCUGGACGUCCUUCAAGGCCUCGCUGAAGCCCAGUGAUCGAUGGGGCCCUGCGAAUCCAGAUAUAAAGCGAGAAUGGGUGAUCUUUAAGAACCAGAAGGCCGCCCAAAGAGCCGCGCAGAAGGAGACGUCCAAACUCGGCUUCUUCUGGCGGAAACUGACAAAUUUCUGCGGCAGCAACAAGUAGAAGACCAUGUAUAUAGAGCGGGGAGCAGAGAUGGGGAUAUCACGGGGAUAUCAGAGAUUACGAUUAACCAUAACCACUUGUUAUUUAUACGUACAUAUACGCCAUUGUCAGCCUCUAUGAAGCCAUCACAAAUGCGAAGCAAUCCUUCGACCGAAUAUAUCGCAUCUAUAAAAAUAUAAAUACCUUUUUUUUUGUUAUUCUAUGUAUGUAUGUUUGUACAAACUUUAUUUAUAAAAGUGAUAAUAUUGAGCAGAAAAAAAU